This is a messenger RNA of Alosa sapidissima (American shad), 2479 nucleotides long. It is a transcript of the gene mcoln3b, whose product is annotated as mucolipin TRP cation channel 3b. Lineage: Eukaryota; Metazoa; Chordata; Actinopteri; Clupeiformes; Clupeidae. The record is from RefSeq and is a predicted model, not a curated record. Gene Ontology annotation, cellular component: lysosomal membrane; plasma membrane. Bases 91 to 1869 code for a protein of 592 amino acids. The transcript is spliced from 14 exons. Gene Ontology annotation, molecular function: NAADP-sensitive calcium-release channel activity.
AGUGUGGUUAGGCUAGCAUUUUGUUCUCCCCAGCAGAUGUGCAUCUAGUUAUUCUGUGCUUUGACAGUUGAUUGGGAAAAGUUUGUUUCCAUGUACAAGAUCAGCAUGGAACAGUUUGAUCAACUUUCUGAUUGUGAGAUGCAGUUUCUUAUUCAGCAUGUCACGGGUCAAAGCUCAGAUAUGGAUGAAACUAUUUACAGGUCUGCAAAUGAUCCCAAUGGAAAUGCUCACCCAUUCUGGUCAGAUUCUCCAAAUUUGAACUUUAAGGAAGUGGAACGCUUUAGGAGGAAACUCAAGUAUUUCUUCAUGAACCCCUGUGAGAAGUACAAAGCUCGUGGGAGAAAGCCAUGGAAACUAAUUCUGCAAAUAAUCAAAGUUGUCAUCAUUACAGUUCAGCUGGUCUUAUUUGGACUCAGUAACGAGAUGGUUGUAACAUUCAGAGAGGAAAACCUGAUGACAUUCAAGCAUUUAUUCCUUAAAGAUUACACAGAUGGCACUGCACACACAUACGCACUGUACACAAAGCAAGACAUGUAUGACCACGUUGGAUAUGUCAUAGAACAGUUUACCAACCUCAAAAACAUUUCCGUGGGAAACCAUGCAUAUGAGAAGAUUGGUCUAUCCUACACCCCUCUCGUACUGUGCCAAGAGUCCUACAGAAAUGGAAGCAUCUCGCCAGGAAAUGAGACCUUUGACAUUGAUGCACAAGUGGACGUUGAGUGUGUGGAAAUCUUUCCAAUGGUCCCUUUUCACCAAACGCCUGGGAACCCAUUUCCAGCAAAUCUUACUUUAGAUUUCAAAAGACUGCUGGCUGUGAACAUUAACUUUACACUGAAAGCCAUCAAUCUGCAGACUGUCCAACAUCAUGAGUUGCCUGACUGCUAUGACUUCGAUAUACUGAUCACCUUCAACAACAGAGCCCACAGUGGCCGAAUCAAGGUGGAUUUGGAUCAUGAUGUUGAGAUCAAAGAAUGCAAAGACUGGAAUGUCACCGGCACAUCCCCAAGGAAUCUUGUCUACAUCCUUUUCUUUGAUACCAUCAUCAUUCUGAUGUGCCUCACAUCUCUGAUUCUCUGCUUGAGAUCAGUUUUCACUGGAAUAAAACUCCAGUCCGAGUAUACCCAGUUUUUCAGCACCUUUUAUAACAAAACUGUGCCCCGGUCUGACCAAAUGGAGUUUAUAAAUGGCUGGUACUGCCUCAUCAUUGUCAGCGACGCUCUGACCAUCAUCGGCUCCAUCAUAAAAAUUGAGAUCCAGAUAAAGGAUGUGACCACCUAUGACCUCUGCAGUAUUCUCCUGGGCACUGGCACCAUGCUUGUGUGGGUAGGGGUCCUGCGAUACAUGGGCUACUUUAGGAAAUACAACAUUCUCAUCAUAACUCUGAGAACAGCAUUCCCAAACGUGAUCCGGUUCUGCUGUUGCGCUGCCAUGAUCUACCUGGGUUAUUGCUUCUGCGGGUGGAUCGUGCUGGGGCCAUAUCAUGAAAAGUUCCGCUCCCUGAACACCGUUUCUGAGUGCCUGUUCUCCCUGAUCAAUGGCGACGACAUGUUCCCCACCUUCAAAGACAUGCAACAGAAGAGCUACCUGGUGUGGCUCUACAGCCGCGUGUACCUGUACACCUUUGUGUCCCUGUUCAUCUACAUGGUCCUCAGUCUGUUUAUCACCCUCAUCACAGACACCUACGAAACUAUUAAGCAUCAGCAGCAGGAAGGCAGUCUAGAGUCUGAGCUGCACGCCUUCAUAUCCGAGUGCAAAGACCUGCCCGACUCUGGCCAUUACCGCCUGGACCAAAAUCCUACCGUCUGUUUCCACUGUUGUCUCCCGCAGUGCAGCAGAUCUGAUGAUUAUCAAGAGAGACUGCAGAGUUAGUUGCUACCAGAAUGCAAUUGCACCACACGAGAAACGGCGGAGAAAUGUAAAAAAGUUGAAUUGUACUGAAAUCAACAUUACUGUACAGCUUUAUAAUCUGUAGUUGAAUGUGUUGCAUUAUAAUACAACAACAAUAAUAAUGUUGGUGAGCUAUUAUUGUCAUAUGUUGUAUGUAAGACCAAUGAAGUACUUUAGGCAAGAGGGUCUUAUUUGAUCUUUUUAACAUUUUGUGUCUGAAAAUGAAAUGUGGGACUUGCUUUAAAUAUACACAGUAAUAAUUAUGCACACUGAGCAAGUACACCAACAAAAUGUAGGCAAUAUGUUUACAGUACCUUUUACACACAUUCUGAUGCACUUUGGCACUUUUUCUAAGUAUUGUACCUGUCUGCAAUAGGUGGAGGAUGAGGUGAAGGACAGUUUUUAUGCACUGUGUUUUCUGUAAACCUGUAUAGAUAAUCUUGCUUAUGGGGUAAGGAGUCAUCACAAAAAUAUGAGUAAUAGCGUGGUCUUCUGUCUCUAAAGAUUAUAAAAUUAUAAAGAUUGUUAAAAUCGAUCAAUGUAUAAUGGUGCUUUGUUUAGAUUCUGAAGAGAAAUAAAUAUUGUGAUUUGU